This is a messenger RNA of Rattus norvegicus (Norway rat), 4919 nucleotides long. Lineage: Eukaryota; Metazoa; Chordata; Mammalia; Rodentia; Muridae. The record is from RefSeq and is a predicted model, not a curated record.
UUCUUUCUGGUGCCAUAGUCCUAAACUGUAUGGUCAGCUCAGGGAGUGCAGGAUUAUUCUACCCUGCAGUGUGAAACUGACACCCCCACCCCACCCCCGGCGCGACCCCCAAUAGUCAUAAGAUGAGUGAUCAAAUCAAAACGGGUCAGGCAAUGCGGAAGAGCUUUACCACCAUCUUUCUUUCUGGUGCCGCCACAGUUGCGACUCUGUUCUAUCAGGUAAUGGAGUCCCUAACUUCAGCUUCAGUUUUCUCAUGACCGACAAACUCAGUAGCAGAAUUCAGGUCUCCGGAGGCCAGAGGAACGGAGCGGAAGUUCCUCACUCGCCAUCUUUCUUUUGGGCAACGCUCUUGUCACUGCUCUCUCUGUCUGCUGAGGGAGCUUGGAGUCGCUGGAUUAUAAGAGGCUGUAGAACUGCUCCACCCUGGAGCCGCGUGUAAGGAUGCUUGAAGUCCGGAGCUCAGCCAUGGUCCUCCACCACUUAGCCAAACUCACUGAACUAGGUGAUCCACCAGUCCCUGUGAGAAACUUCGGAGUGCAAGGAGUAUGACCUUCUGUGAUGUAGUUGGACUGUUUGUAAGGAUUCAACUUUUUUAAUGCUGAGGACUCUAUAUCCUUUAAGGAUGUAGCUGUGAACUUCACCGCAGAGGAGUGGGCUUUGCUAAAUUCUUCCCAAAAAAGACUGUACAGAGAUGUGAUGCAGGAAACCUGCAGGAACCUGGCUGCCAUAGCAAAAAAGCAAGAAGACUGUAUCCUUGAAGAUGACUCUGAAAAUUUAUGGAAAAAUUUUCCCAUUUCAAUUCAGACUGAAUACAAACUAUGUGAGAGUCAAGAAUAUGCAGAGAAACCAGGCACAUGUAAGGAGUGUGGGAAAUUCUUUAGUUCUCCCCAAAGUUUUCUGAAACAUGUGAAGACUCACACUGAAGAGAAAACUUAUAAAUAUAAACAAACUGAAGAUGGUUUUAGCAGACACAAUUUUGUUCAAGGGCAUGAAAGAAUGCAUGCUACAGAAAAGCCCUAUGUGUUAAAGCAGAGUGGGAAAGACUCUUUGACUCUUGCUGGUAUUCAACAGCACAUAAUAACACAUAAUGGAGAUGGGCCAUAUAUAUGUAAAGUAUGUGGUAAAGUCUUUCACUCUUCCAGUUCUUUCUUGACACAUAAAAGAGCUCACACUGGAGAACAGCUUUAUAUAUGUAAGCAAUGUGGCAAAACCUUCACUUAUUCUAGUGGCCUUCGCCGCCAUGAAAGGACCCAUAGUGGAGAGAAACCCUAUGAAUGCAAGCAAUUUCUGAAAGUCUUUCCUUCUUUGAGGAAGGUUGAAAGUCAUGAACAAACUCACAAUGGAAUAAAAUACAUAUGUAAUCAAUGUGGGAUAUCCCUCAGUGAGCACAGUUCCCUUCAGUGCCAUGAGACAAUUCAUAGUUUAGGGAAACCCUAUGUAUACAAGCAAUGUGGGAAGACAUUCACUUGUUCUAGUGCCUUGCGAAGACAUGAGCGAAUUCAUACUGGAGUGAAACCCUAUGAAUGCAAGGUAUGCAAGAAAGCCUUCAUUGAUUGCAGUUCUCUUCAGUGUCAUGAAAGGAUUCAUAAUGGAGAGAAACCUUAUGUAUGUAAGCUGUGCGGGAAAGCAUUCAGUCGUCAAGGCUCUUUGAAAUGUCAUGAAAGAAUCCAUAGUGGAGAAAAGCCCUAUGCAUGUAAGCAGUGUGGGAAAGCCUUCAUGCAUCACAAUGCUCUUCGAUACCAUGAACAGAUUCACAGGGGAGAGAAGGCCUAUGGCUGUAAGCAAUGUGGGAAAGCCUUUGUGUUGAGCAGCGCACUGAAAAAACAUGAGCGAAUCCAUAGUGGAUUAAAACCUUGUCUAUGCAAAGUAUGUGGGAAAGCCUUCACAUUUCAUAGUUCCCUCCAUUGCCAUGAAAGGACUCACACUGGGGAGAAACCCUAUGUAUGUAAACAGUGUGGGAAAGCCUUUAUGUAUCACAGUUCUCUUCGUUGCCAUGAAAAUAUUCACACUGCAGAGAAACCCUAUGUGUGUAAGCUGUGUGGGACAGCCUUCACUUAUCACAGUUCUCUUCAACGCCAUGAAAGAAUCCACAGGGGAGAGAAACCAUAUGUAUGUAAAUUCUGUGCUAAAGCCUUCACUGAUCAUAGUUCCCUACGAUGCCAUGAAAGAAUUCACACUGGAGAGAAACCAUAUGUAUGUAAACAAUGUGGAAAAUCCUACAGUACUCAGGGUUCUCUUAGAUACCAUGAAAGGGUGCACUGUGUGUAAACUACGUCAGAAGACCUUCUCCUUUUUGAAUAAGUUUUAAUUUCAUUAACUAAAAAAAUAUGGUUGUAAGUAAGCUUUACCAUGUUCUGGUUCUCGUAAAGAAAUAGAGACACAGUAGAAACUUAUCUCUAAAUAUAGACUAAAGGAAAGCUCUAGAUCUUUUUAGCAAACAUGAGGGCAUAAUGAAUUUAACUUGUAUCAAUGUAAAACAUAUGGAAUUAUCUAUACUUGUCUCAGUUCAGUUCUGAGAAACCACUAUGGGAAUGAAAAGAUGGCUUAGUUUGUAUAGUCCCUGCCACAGAAGCAUGAGAUCCUGGGUUUAAAUCCUCAGCACACAUGUAAAAGCACAUGAUGGCACAUGCUUAUAAUCUCAGUGCUAGGCAGUUAAAGACAAAAGAAUUCCUGAGGGUUGCUGGUUAGCUAGGCUACUUGAGUCAGUUCAGGCUCAAUAAGAGAGUUCUCAAAAAAUAAAGUGGAGAAUGUUAAGGAAGACACCCAACAUGCAAAGGGCAAUAGUCUGGAUUUUCCUACUAGGCUCUUGUUAUCAACCUCUAUGUGCAAGUACAAAUAUGUACCCACACAUGAACACUCAUUCACACAGUCAAGCACAUCACACACAUAAAAGAACACACCACAUCAAGAACCUUGAUUAGAAGAAACCUGUAGUCUACAUUGGCCAAUAUAUCAAAACACACAGUCAAAACCUUAUAAAUGUAGAUAGAAUUGUCCUUUGUAGCAUACAAUGUCAAAGUCUGAUACAGCAGAAUACUGUUGUACACAACUGACAUGAAGAGCCUGGUAUAAAAUAGUCUGUGUAGAAUGCUUUAGAAACUGCACAGUCCAGAGGAGGGUUUGUCAGUGGCACAUUCAUAGGUGCAUCUGAAUAAUACAAUGUGUUCCUCACAUUAUUCUUGAAAAUAAAUGUUUUAGUGAAAUUAUUUAAUAAGGUUUACUUAACCUUGCAUGUGCUUAAUCUGUAGUUUCACUAUUAGUAAAGUCAGUUAAUAACUUUUCCUGCUUUUAAUUUAAACAUUGAAUUGAAAUGUCUUUCUAAUAUGUGAACAGUCUUCAUUUUUACGUAUUUUUAAAAUAAUUGUGUCUAAUGUACCUAUAAAAAUGGGAAAGUGGCUCAAUGGAAAAGCAUCAGAAAUGAGGCCAUAUCUCCAGUACCCAUAUGUAAAGCUACAUGUAGCCAAAACAUACCUGUAACAUCAUUGCUGAAAGUGGGGACAGUGCUGGAAGAUUACUAGUACUUGCUGGGACUUGCUGGCCAGUCAAUCUAAGUGAAAAACAAGCUCCAAGAUUAGUUCAAGACCAUGUCACAAGCAAAGAUGCAGAGGCAGUAGAAGAGGAUGCCUGAUGUUGUCCUCUGACUUCCACUCACGCAAGCUAGGUACUCACACAAAAGGCAAUUAACAGUCUGGAUUUUCCUACGAGGCUCUUGUCAUGGAUUGUAUGUAAAUUCAGAACAAAUGACUUUUCAAGUAGAUUUAAUUAUUUUUUCACUUUUUUUACCUUAAAAAGUCAAUAACUAUUUUGUCUCAAAUACAGAGUUAGAAAAUUGGUCUGAGAAGAGGUUUUGUGAUGUAAACUAGAUAAAGUACGUACAAAAUCUAAGAAGUGCAGGAUAGAAGCCCUGCUACCUAGAGCCUGCCAAUUCAAGGGGAAGCCAGAUCUUUGAUGGUUUUUGGAGUUCAAGUGAGGGAUUCUGAUCUUCAGGAGUCUGCUGCUGGCAUACUUGACAGUGAUGAACUUGGUGAGGUUUUCAUUGACUUUCACAAUGUUCUUGGCCAUGGGCUGCAUGACUUCCAGUGUUUCAUUCUCCAUGUAUCCUGUGUAAUACUGCUGCUUUAAAUUCGAUUUUCCUUGGCUCAGCACUCUCCGAGACAGGCAGGAAACAGCAGCUGCAGCCUGAGAAAAGUGAUGUCAUAGUUGAUGAGUAUCAGCUCCAUCAGAUACUUGGCUAAAGUGUGUUGUUCAACAUCGACCUCCCCGGCAUUUGAAGCUCAUCUUAAGUAGGUGGGCAAAGGCCAGCCCCAUCUCCAAAUUCAACUUUUUCAAAAUCAGAGUCUCUGUUUCUCCGUCUGUGAUAUAAACAAAGUCUUCAAUACUCAGAGAAAACAUUACAUUUGGAAACCAGAAGCAGAGCUGUGAUCCCAGCCAGCUACAGCUUCUUGCUGCAGACCAGCUUAACCUGUUGGAACCAGUCCAUGAUGGCAAUGCACAUAUAUGUAGUUUCCUAUAAAAGCCUAAACUUGGACCAGCUUUUUUUCUAGUUUCUUCUAAAAUUUCCUACUGUUUAGUCACAUGGCUCAGCUUUAGAUUAACUGCUGCAUCAAUAUUCUUCAAAUCACUGGAUACCUUUGAGCAUCAGAGUAGCAACAUGAGGGCCACCCUGGGAAGUGUAGGUGAGGCAUAGCCACUCUGGUUUAUCAUACCACAGGAGUUCUAUUUUUGACUUUUAAUAUUGUCUCCAAAUAAGAAUCCUGUGCACAUUUUAUAGUUUAACUAUUUUCAACAGUAUAUAUGCAUACACACAGAUUAUAUAUACAUAUAUAUGUAGAUAUGUGUGUGUAUAAUGUUUGUAUGUAUAUUGACAACUUAUCUGCAAAAUAAGCAUAAAGAGACAACUUUACUGUUUUUCAAAUUUU